CACACACACACACACACACACAGAGGGAGGUGUUCUGCUUUCAAAAUCAGACAGCAGAGUUUCUCCAGCAGACACAGACGUUGGAGUUUCCUCCGUUUUCUUCUUCUUUGUGUCCACAGAGAGAAGAAGAGGAGCGGACCCCAGUCUGCAGAAAGACCCAGAGCUGCAGAUGUUGGUCUGCAGGAGAUGUUUGGAGAACAUCAGAUCAGUCUGAGGAGCAGAAGUGAACAUGUGGCUGAAGGAACUGAAGAAGCAGGAAGAGAAACGCUCCUCAACAGGGUCUACACUGAGCUCUACAUCACAGAGGAACUGAGACCAGAGGGUCACACCCAACAUGAGGUGAUGCAGCUGGAGACAACCACCAAGACCAACCAGCUCCAUGACACUGCAAUCAAGAACCCAGACAUCUUCAAAGUCCUCCCUGACCAACAGAGACCCAUCAGAGUGGUUCUGACCAGCGGAGUUGCUGGAGCUGGAAAAAGCUUCUCAGUGCAGAAGUUCACUCUGGACUGGGCCGAGGGCUUGGAGAACCAAGACAUCAGUGCUGUGGUUCCUCUGUCCUUCAGGGAGAUGAACUUGAUCAGAGAUGAGCAGCACAGUCUUCUCACUCUGAUCCAGCUGUUCCAUCCAACACUCCAGAAGAUCCCAGCAGAACAGCUGUCUGUCUGCAAACUUCUGUUCAUCUUUGAUGGUCUGGAUAAAAGCAGACUUUCUCUGGACUUCAACAACUGUCCGCUGGUGUCUGAUGUCACACACAAGUCCUCAGUCAACGUGCUGCUCACUAACCUCAUCCAGGGACGUCUGCUGCCCUCAGCUCUGGUCUGGAUCACUUCCAGACCUGCAGCAGCCAAUCAGAUCCCUCCUUCAUGUGUGGACAGACUGACAGAAGUACGAGGCUUCAAUGAUGCUCAGAAGGAGGAGUACUUCAGGAGGAGGUUCUCAGAUGAAGAGCUGUCCAGCAGAAUCAUCUCCCACAUCAAGGGCUCCAUGUCCCUCUACAUCAUGUGUGAAGUUCCAGUCUUCUGCUGGAUCACUGCUGUGGUUCUGGAGAACCUGCUGACCACAAAGAAGAGAAAAAAGCUGCCCACCACCCUGACUGACAUGUACUCCCACUUCCUGAUGGUCCAGACAAAGAGGAAGAAGAACAAGUACCAGCAGGAACAUCAGACAAGUCCACAAGAGCUGACAGAGACUGACAGGGAAGUUCUUCUGAAGCUGGGGAGGCUGGCAUUUGAACAUCUGGAGAAAGGAAACAUCAUGUUCUACCAAGAAGACCUGCAGCAGUGUGGUUUGGAUGUCACAGAGGCCUCAGUGUACUCUGGAGUUUGUACUGAGAUCUUCAGAAGAGAGUGUGAGAUCUUCCAGAAAGCGGUCUACAGCUUUGUUCAUCUGAGCGUUCAGGAGUUUCUGGCUGCAGUCUACAUGUUCCACUGUUACUCCAAAGGGAAGGAAAAAGUCAUUGAGGACUUUCUGAAGAACAAUAUGGAGAACACAUCCCUGGAUGAGUUUCUAAGUAGAGUCAUGGAGAAAUCCCUGCAGAGUCAAACUGGACACCUGGACCUGCUGGUUCGCUUCCUUCAUGGUCUCUCUGUGGAGUCCAACCAGAAACUCUUAGGAGGCCUGCUGGGUCAGAGAAAGAAGACUCCAGAAACCAUCCAGAGACUCUUAGGAUGCCUGCUGGGUCACACAGAGAAGGAUCCAGAAACCAUCCAGAGAGCCAUCAACAACCUGAAGAUCAACAGUGAAGGAGUUUCUCCUGACAGAAGCAUCAACAUCUAUCACUGUCUGAUGGAGAUGAAGGACCUCUCAGUUCAUCAGGAGAUCCAAGAGUUCCUGAAGUCAGAGAACAAAUCAGAGAAGAAACUCUCAGAGUUCCACUGCUCAGCUCUGGCCUACACUCUGCAGAUGUCAGAGGAGGUUCUGUAUGAACUGGACCUGGACCAGUACAAGACAUCAGAUGAGGGUAAACGGAGACUGAUCCCAGCUGUGAGGAACUGCAGAAAGUUCAGAAUUCCACAUUGUGGACUCUCAGAGACUCACUGUGAAAUUGUGACCUCAGCUCUGAAGUCCAACCCAUCCCACCUGACAGAACUGGACCUGAGCAGCAACAGCCUGGAGGAUUCAUCCAUGAAGUUUCUGUGUUCUGGACUGGAGAGUCCAAACUGCAGACUGCAGACUCUGAGGUUGAAGGACUGCUGUUUGUCAGAGAUCAGCUGUGAAGUUUUGGUCUCAGCUCUGAAGAAAAACCCAUCUAAUCUGACAGAACUGGACCUGAGCUGGAACCAGAACCUGCAGGAUUCAGGAGUUCUUCGUCUGUGUGGUUUUCUGGAGAGUCCAGACUGCAGACUGCAGACUCUGAGGUCAGUAAAGAAGCUGAACUCCCUGAAGGAUGAGAAGAAUAGAUCAGGUGAAGAACUUUCUGAUGUUUUACUGGAAGAUUUUCUGUCUCCAGCCGUGUUUGAAACAAACUGAUGAUUGGUUCAGAUUUUCUUCAUCAAUUGAAUUGAUUGUUCUGAUGAUUGAUAGAAACUGAUCUGUUUCAAUCAGGAUCUUGUAAAUCAGGAUCCCCAACCUAUUUUAGAACACGGAUCCAUUUCAUGUCAGAAAAAUGUUCACACAUCGGCCUGUAGAAAGUUCAAGUUGGCGUCCAAAUUAGUUUCAGCUUACAGUUUUCAGAAAACCAUUCAAAGGAUACUACAUCAAAUCUAUUUGAAGAAAAUAGUUUGAAAAGAUCUUUAAAUAUUGAAUCUAGAACAGACACUUCCUUUGAAUGUCACUAGUACAACAAAUACACACAAAGUGUUCUUUGGUCAGUGCAUCAUUCAGUCACUGAAAACCAGAAAUGACUGCAGAUUCAUUU
Molecule: messenger RNA, 2860 nt
Organism: Oryzias latipes (Japanese medaka)
Lineage: Eukaryota; Metazoa; Chordata; Actinopteri; Beloniformes; Adrianichthyidae
Product: NACHT, LRR and PYD domains-containing protein 12-like
Molecular function (GO): protein binding
Source: RefSeq, a predicted model, not a curated record